CCAAGGAAGUGAAACCCUCAUAAAAUGGAAUGGAAUUCUUUCUACUCGAACGCUUGCUAUGAAUGUGGCAAUUGGGGUGAGGGGUAUCCCUUGAGCUACUGUAACAGUUGCCGAGCAGUUGGAUUUUGCGAAAAAGAUUCAAAACCUCAGAGCCCCAAGCACAAGGAUCUCUGCGAAGUGCUAACACAGUUAAGGGGUACAUCAACCUCGGUCUUCAAAAACGACGGGGAAGAGUGGAACCAAGCCUCCUGGGCACUGAUGAAAACGAGCCUCAUGCUGAUUGCACAAUUAAAACUUGGAAGAAAGUUGAAUAAACAGGAGGAAGAGGUUCUGAAAUUCCCUAAACGCUGUGUCACCUGCUUCGAAACAGAUCACAAUAAUUUAAUAGAUUGCAAGGUGUGCCCAGGCACCAGUUUCUGUCCUCGUCACGUGCAGUCGAAGGAGGAACACUCCGAGAGAUGCAGGAAGAUGACAGAGUGCGCGGCAUCUGACGUGUUCUUCUCUCCGAUGUUGAGAAGAGACAUUCCGGGCGUUCCAGAAAAUCUAAGCCCAUCAGAACUCCCCCACGAUAUGAACGAAUUCAUCAAGAUCUGUGGACCGAACUUCGUACCAUUCCCCCACAACGUCCAGACGUCCGCGAGCUCUGAGGUGUUCACAAGACCCUUGAGUCUUUUGUAUGGAAUCAAGAAAAUUAAUUACGAGAUUAAAGAUAAAUUGGUUGUUCACGUCGUGGGGGCUAGUCUAAUUGACCUGGAGGACCCCAGCACCUUCGAGAUCGCCCUUCACUUCAGGCCGAAUCUGAUGCAGAUUCUGCUUGUCUUCAUUGGCCCCGACCUCGACAGCAUUGACGUACCUUCUAUGACUCCUUAUUUAUGCAGAGAGUGUAAGAAGAGGGACGUUAAACUCGAUGUGAAAAUAAUACCUAGGUUUUACCACGAGUUCUUCGAGGGAAAGGACUUCCUGGCUCCUGAUAUCGUCAUUGGGUAUAAUAUCGGGGUGCAUGAGUGUGUGGAGUACGAUUCUAAGAGGGACACGUGGGCUCCUACAAUAAAAAUCCUCGGAGGAAUGAUGUGUCCUCUCAUUGUCACAUCUUACACUCAAGAGGAAGCCCAGAAGGACUACGAGAGGAUUUUGACGGGUUCUGGGGGCCUGGUGGGAGUGCUGAAGGAGAAAAAUCCGUUUGGAAGUCUCCGACAUUACAGGGACUUUGAGAACGAUGAGUUUUAUUAUCAAAAUCAAUUCAUUAUGGGGUUUAAAGGCGAACAGAGACCCGACGCAGGGAUGGUGGAUGGAAUGGAGGGACUGACACUGAGAGAAGAUUCUAUAGUUUGUGAUUGAAGUGCUUACCCUGGAGACGACGAGCAGAGAAACCGUUCCUGGUGUCAAUGAACAAGACUCUAGAAUCUAGGCCACCCCUUUCCUGAGAUAACUGAGCGGUUAUGCAGAGCUGGAAGCUGAAAAUCAUGGGUUUUUUUGAAUUUUUGGGUUUGGGAUUGUUUUUGUUGAAUGUAGAAUUUUUAGAGUGAUGGGGGGACGAAGUUUUUGUAAAAUAGUUGGGUAGAUUCUAGCAGUUUCGGAUACAUUUGAGGAUAAGUUUGCUGAAAAAUCGUAUUUUUUUUAACUAUGAGUAUUUUAGAUUUUUUUACGCUGCGAAGUAAGAAAAGUCGGAGGGGCCAAUCAUGUUUUAUUCAAAUUCUCCGCGUAUUUGAAAAGAAGAAUCGUUCUCAUUUCCUCUUGAAUGAUAGAUAAUUAGGAAUUGAUUCUGAAUCAUCUUAUGAAUAACGUAAUAUGCAUACCAAAUCUGUGUCUUUCCUGUUCCUGGUGCACCACAAAGCUCUGUAAUGCUUCCACAGGGAAAUCCACCAUCUAAGAGUGCAUCCAAUGCUUUACUGAAUGUUGUGACCCGUUGACAGAGUAGUUCUGCCUAAGAGUAGCAAUAAAUCAUUUGACAUAAAAA
This is a messenger RNA of Diachasmimorpha longicaudata, 1957 nucleotides long. RefSeq lists its product as uncharacterized. NCBI's taxonomy places the organism in Eukaryota, Metazoa, Arthropoda, Insecta, Hymenoptera, Braconidae. The transcript has a single exon. The record is from RefSeq and is a predicted model, not a curated record. The coding region runs from base 25 to 1338 and encodes 437 amino acids.